Messenger RNA from Marmota flaviventris (yellow-bellied marmot), 768 nucleotides. The record is from RefSeq and is a predicted model, not a curated record. NCBI's taxonomy places the organism in Eukaryota, Metazoa, Chordata, Mammalia, Rodentia, Sciuridae.
CCCUUCAAGAUCAUUCCUGCUGUGGUGGAUGGGGCCUUCCUACCCAGGCACCCCCAGGAGCUUCUGGCCUCUGCUGAUUUUCAGCUGAUUCCGAGCAUCAUUGGUGUCACCAAUGAUGAGUAUGGCUGGGGCAUUCCCAUGUUCUUGGGCCCACCUGAAAUCCAGGAAGACGUAGACAGAGAGACCAUGCGAGCUGUUCUGCAGAGAAUAUCAGUACAGACGAUGAAGUUGCCUGCCGAAUGUGCUGACCUAUUGAUGGAUGAGUACAUGGGAGACAACGAGGACCCCCACACCCUCCGACUCCAGUUCCAUGAGAUGAUGGCGGACUUCAUGUUUGUGAUGCCUGCACUCCAAGUAGCACAUUAUCAGAGUUCCCAUGCUCCUGUCUACUUCUAUGAGUUCCAGCAUCGGCCCAGCAUAUUCACGGACAUGAAGCCACCACAUGUGAAGGCUGACCAUGGUGACGAGCUUCUCUUUGUCUUUGGAUCCUUCAUCAGUGGCAUGAGCGUUGAAUUCACUGAGGAGGAGGAGCUGCUGAAAAGGAGGAUGAUGAAGUACUGGGCCAACUUUGCUCGAAAUGGGAACCCCAACGGAGAGGGCCUACCCCACUGGCCACUGUUCGACAAGGACCAGAAGUACCUGCAGCUGGACAUCCAGCCUGCUGUGGGCAAGGCCCUGAAGGCCCACAGGCUGCAGUUCUGGACCAAGACCCUGCCUCAGAAGAUCCAGGAGCUAAAGGGAGCUAAGGACAAGCACACAGAGCUCUAG